Molecule: messenger RNA, 6166 nt
Organism: Haplochromis burtoni (Burton's mouthbrooder)
Lineage: Eukaryota; Metazoa; Chordata; Actinopteri; Cichliformes; Cichlidae
Gene: bltp3b
Product: UHRF1 binding protein 1-like
Exons: 24
Coding region: 379-4773 (1464 amino acids)
Source: RefSeq, a predicted model, not a curated record
AGACUAUGAACCCCGCAUUAGUCCCCGCCCAGACGCCGUGACAGCAGACGCCGCUCCGUCCAGGUGUACGGUGUGAGGUAUUGCAGUGAUCCGGACCGUUUCAGACCUCUGUCGGUAUAUUUGCGUGAAAUGGCCUAACGCGAUAUGCUUUGUCUCCGAGCUUGUCUGUCACUCGGACGUCCGAAAUGCCGUCUCUCCGCCCAUCUCGCCCCUCGUCUCCCAGAGAAUAAAGCGGGAACACCGCUAACAUGAACGCGGGCGAAGGGAUCAGGCUGUGAGCUGUGAGUUUAAACCUCGAGUGGGAAAAGCUAGCGGUUUGGCUAGCCAGCUAGCUGUGACACCCGGCGGCGGAGGCUCGGAUAUCGGAUUUGCGCAACCAUGGCGGGGCUCAUCAAGAAGCAGAUCCUGAAGCAUCUCUCCAGGUUUGCUAAGAACCUGUCGCCCGACAAAAUCAACCUGAGCACGCUGAAAGGGGAGGGCCAGCUCACCAACCUGGAGCUCGAUGAGGAGGUGCUCCAGAGCCUGCUGGACCUGCCCACCUGGCUGGCCAUCAAUCGUGUGGAAUGCAACAAGGCUGCCAUCAGGAUACCAUGGACCAAGUUGAAGACUCACCCAAUCUCUUUGACUUUGGAUAAAGUGGUGAUGGAGAUGAGCACCUGCGAUGAGCCUCGUCCACCCAAUGGCCCAUCUCCCAUUGCAACAGCAUCAGGACAGAGUGAAUAUGGUUUUGCUGAGAAGGUGGUAGAGGGCAUAUCCUUAUCAAUCAACUCUAUUAUCAUCCGGAUCAGUGCCAAGGCCUUUAACGCGUCUUUUGAGCUCUCGCAGCUGCAGGUCUACAGCGUCAACACCAGCUGGAGCAUCGGUGACCUACGCUUUACUCGCAUUCAGGACCCCCAGAAAGGAGAGAUUCUGACAUUUAAAGAGAUCAGCUGGCAGAUGAUCCGGAUCGAGGCCGACGCUAUCCAGAGCGCCGAGCACGAGAUGUUGAGCGCCCCCAUCCGCCUCAUCACCAACCAGUCCAAGAUCCGAGUCACUCUCAAGAGACGGAUCAAAGACUGUAACGUGGUGGCCUCCAAGCUGAUUCUGAUCUUGGAUGACCUCCUGUGGGUGCUGACAGACUCUCAGCUCAAAGCUAUGGUGCAGUAUGCCAAGUCCCUCAGUGAGGCUAUGGAGAAGUCUGCACAGCAGAGGAAAAGCAUGGCCACAGAAGACCAGGUGUCAUCGCCGCCCCCUUCAGCCCAACAGGUGCGCACCCAACAGGCGUCCUCAGCUGCUGACCAGAGUGCAACCAUGGCCAAGCUGUUCAGCGCCUAUGAUGUGUGCGAGACAUCGCACCAUCUCCAGAUCACACACCUAGACCUGCACAUUUGCGAUGAUAUCCAUGCUAAGGACAAAGUCGUCAAUAAAAGGAUAACCGGUGGAGCCAUGCAGCUUUCCUUUAGCUCCAUUACUUUGGACUACUACCCUUUCCACAGAGCAGGUGACAGCUGCGCUCACUGGAUGCACUACAGCGACGCCACUAAGACGAGAGAGAGCUGGGCACGGAGCCUCCUGGAUGAAUUCAGGACCAACGUGGAGAUGUUAAAGAGCACAGUUCGAGACCAGCAAGGCCCGAGCCACACCCACAGUUCCCCAAAGCAUGGUAAGAUAAACACGUCUUCCAGCGCUUCCUUCAGUCCUCCUCCGCCUCAGACUCCCAAGGCUCAGCUCAUGUCCAGCUCAAUUGUUCUCAGGAUGGCUGACUUCAGCAUCUAUCAGGUCUCAACAGCAGACCAGCGCCGCUCCAGCCCCAAGACCAUGAUCUCCUGUAAUAAGAAGUCCUUGUACCUUCCGUCAGAGAUGCCGGCCAUCCAUGUAGAGUUCACAGAAUACUAUUUCCCUGAUGGAAAAGACUACCCUAUUCCGUGUCCAAACCUUUAUGCUCAGCUCAAUGCCCUUCAGCUGGUCCUGGAUCCUCGCAGCCUGGUGUGGCUCAACCUCUUUGCCCUCGACCUGAGGCAGAGUCUGGAGCAGUUCAUGGAGAUCUACAAGCUCAAUGACUCUCAAAAACCAGACGAGCAUGUUGACAUCAGGGUUGACGGCCUCAUGCUGAAGCUCGUAAUUCCCACUGAUCAGGACUCUUCUUCGCCUGCUGACCUGCCUCGCUCCAUCUCAAUUCAGACUUCAGAAAUGGCAGCCACUAACACCCGACACCCGGCCAACUGUACACGAUCCCACCUUGAAGCCCUUCUGCAGGCCUUUGAAGAGGAACCCUUCUUCUGUUCAUCUUUUUCCUCUUUCCCUCGCUCCUCAUCCUCUUUACCAAUCCUCCAUCCCGUCUUCCAGCGCCACGCUCACGAACAGGACACCAAGUUGCACGACAUUUAUCGGGGCCUAGUGGUGCCCACGAUGGGCACGGACGCCCUCAAGAUGCCUGCAGCCACUGACUUUUGGGCGCUGCACUUUGCCCAGUUUUGGGUGGACUAUGAAGGAACCCGCGGAGGUAAAGGGCGGCCCCAGCCCUUUGUGGACUCCUUCCCUCUAACUGUGUGGGCGUGUCAGCCAGCAAAGCUCGUCCAGCAUCAGGAGAAGCUGAGGAGUGCUGCUGGACCAGGACUGUCCAGAAGCUCGUCAACGGAGGCUGUCGCACGUUUACAGAGGAAGCGAUUAUUAAAGGAGUAUUACAGCACUGAUGCAACGACAUCAUCACCUCACAAUAGCAAUUCAGCACUGCCAGCCAGUAAUGGUCUCCAUAAACCCCUCUCACUAGACAGUCUGCCCUCCUCAUCCUCCUCUUUGUCAUCAGAUAAAGAUGCAGAUGUGCAUGUGUUGGUGCAUGUGCAGAAGCAUCUGAGCGCUCAGGUAAGCCAUCGGCAGUAUGUGUUUCUGAUGCAGCUUCAGCGCACCAUCAAAUCCCUGCAGCAGACACUACAGCAGGAUAUGGAGAAGAUGAGCUCCAAGAGAGACCGCAAGGAUCCUUCCCACCAUCCGGCAGAUCGCCAGCCGUUCACCGUCUGCUUGGGCCUCCUGCUCAAAAGCGCAGAGGUGUCCCUGCUCCUGAAGCCCAUUCCGCAGCCUGAGGGUUCAGGAUCUCCUCCAGGCUCGGAGCUGUCGCCCUCAGAGAGCCGAGGAACUCUGGAGCCUGCGAGUAAUGCGAGAGACGGGGGAGAGAAAGGCAAUGAAGGAUCUGGCUCAGAAGGUGGAGGAGCCAAGCAGUCUUGCACUGUAGACCAGCUGCUAUGUAGCCAUGGCUUAGAGGGAGGACCCAUGCAGGUUCCUGCACCUCUCAUUCCCGCUUCCACUUCAACUACACAUCCCGACUUGAACCACAAAACGUCAGUGGAGGAGAGGACUCCAGCUAAAAGGACUGGGCGGGGGAGUUCAGAUGAAGGUGGCGAGGUGCUGAUGGAUGGGUUGUCUGGAGGUGAUGAUAUGGGAUCUAGGUUAGACUCCAAAAACCAACCAUGUGACCAUCUGCCUGAUCCACUCAGCAGCAAAGACUGGAGCGACAAAGACAAGGCUGCAAAGAUGCCUCAGUCAAUAUCCAGGAAAGGAAGUUUGUCUGUGGUAUCUGAUCUCCUCAGCUCCUCAAACUCCAGCAGAUCCACCUCCCUUUAUUCCAUGUCCAACAUUGGUCGUUUGAUGCGGGAUCGCUCCCAGUCCAGUUUCUCUGUAUCCUAUAAAAAUAUGAAGAAGAGCCCCUCUCUGCAGUCCCUGGACAACAUCUCCAUAGAUAGCUACCUGAUGGAGGAUGGAGACACUUACAGCCUGCUGGAAAGAGACGACGUGUCCAUCUCAGGCUUCAAGGACGUCAUCAGUGAACAAAGCACCGCAGAGAGCGCCAUCGAGGCAGCGACUGGUCAGGAGCACGAGGGGGGAGAGUCCCCCGACUCUGCCAGCGCAGCAUCACAGAGCAUUGAUGAGCCCACCAAAGAUACAGUGUCAGUGCUGGUGUUGAAGGUGCAGUCGGUGUGUGUGGGCAUGGAGGCCAUGGGCGAGAGCACAGCCGUGGCUCUGGAGGUGGGCCGGGUCACACCCAGCCAGCUGGGAAAUGUCAGCCUCAGACAGUACCUCAGCAACCGCAGCCUGGGUAUGGUGUGUUCAGUACCAAUACCUGCACAAAGCAGCCAAGCUGGCGGCGAGACCAGCUCUGCAUCCAUCCAGGGCCUUCACGGUCCGGCGGUCCGGGCUCGGCUGGAAAGCGGGCCCUGGGCCGCCGCCCACUCCCCGUUGGCUGAACGUAACGGCUUCCUCCAGCUGCAGCUUCACGAUUACACGGCGAGCUUCAUGAUGUCCUCGCUCCGCAACCUUUCCCUUUUCCUGGAGGACGACUCAGCCUCCCAGGUGCUGCCCAUGGAGAUCAGCAUCAGGGACACACACAUUGAUUUAAAGGAUGAUGACCCUCGUGAUAAUCCCAACUCGGAGCCCUCGCCGGUCAUGCUGCACAUCGACAGCCUCAUCGUACACAGAAGAGACGACGGGUCUUUCUCUAUAGGAGGUGACAAACUGGAUAGAGCAGGUGAGGCCAAACCCAAGCAAGCGGCCUCAGUGAUUGACAGCUCUCUGAGUCCAGUCCCUGAGACUGUGGGCGGCAUCUGUGGUGUUUCAAAGGCGACGCAGACUCAGGCUCUGCCUACCAGCCCCCCUCCAUCUGACAAGGAGAAGAUGCUGAUCGAAGAGAAUGAGUGUUUAAAGGUGGAGCUUUCCCGGGCAAAGAUGGCGCUGGCUGAGGCUCAGAUGGAGAAGGACUCGCUGCUUCACCGACUGAAGAACCUCAAAGUCAGCACCAGCUAGACCGCCACUCUCGAAGACCCUACAAGUCUCGCAAAAUAAGAAGGAAAAGAAGAUGAUUUUUUUUUUUUUUUUAAACUACAAUGGGGGCUCCCUUUUCACGAGCCACCGCGUGACUUCAGACUUAUACAAAUAAAACAAUCCUGAGUCUUUGACGACUCUGAGAAAACGCAUUUUUACAAACUCGUCAUCUGUUUUGUUUUCCACUUUUAAUUGCGGACAAUUCACACGUUUGCAGCGCCAAGAAGGAUAAAAUGCGCACCUGUGUGUGUUUGUGUGAGACGGCAAGAGGAUGAGAUUUCUAACUUUGGUCGUGCCUACAGAAAACCAUUCCCAGAAACCUGCUUCUGUUGUUCAAGUUUCAAUUAAAAAAAGCAUCCCAGCUUUUCGUCAGUGAGCUUCACUCAGACCUGUAGGCAUGGGGAAACGCUGAAUGUCGUAUCUUCAGAGGAAUGUCUUACUUUGCACUGCGCUGAAAUUCGAUUUGUAAUCCAGCGCUUUCAUAUUCAGAGGGGAGCGACGAAUCAUGUUCCUGCUCGUCCUCGCAGCGUGUACAGUGUAUAUUGUGCAAGAAUGGGAACACAUAACUAUUUUCUACAGAACUUUGAAUGAUUUUGCAGUGAUUCAGUUGAAUGAGUGUAUGUCUCAGUCAGAACAAGCAUUUCUUUACAAGUAAAGUGUGAAUUUCCAUGGCUUUGACACCAGUCUGUUCCUCCCCGCCCGCACCCAUUCCCAUUUAUUUUAUUUUUUUUAAUUAUGUGUAAAUAGCUCCUUAACAUGUGCUGCACUUUUAAAACUGAGGCAAUGUAAAUACAACAAUCAGAACUGUGAGAGAAAAGUUGAGCCGACGAGUAGAGACAGUGGAAAUAAACAUCCACUCUGAGAAAAGAGGAAAAUUAGGGCACCGUAAAGCUGCCUGAUUACUUAAGUGUGUGUGUGUGUGUGUGUGUGUGUGUCUUUAUGUGAAUUUUCUAAUCUGCCAUCUAAUGUAAUUUUAUUUUAUUUUAUUUUCCGUGGACGCACAAAGACUAUCUGUUCAUGUGCCCAUGCCUCACGCUUGUGCGGCUACUUUAGGGGGAGUGACUUUUCUAACAGCACAUGCUUCGGCACAGCACAAAAGGAUAGUUUUUGGCGUCUGUGGAUUCGGAACAUUAAAUCGGUCUGAAGGUGCAUUUAUUCAUUUCAGGAUGUUUGUUUUUUUUCUUUUUAAUUUAAAACAAUGUUUUGAUUUGUUUGGUUUCGUGAAACACAGCUAGUUGCCUCCACGAAUGAGCGAUUCAGACUUGAAAUUAGAUUUUUAACAGAGCUGUCUUCUUAAAGAGGAAUGUUUUACUUUACGUCUGCUUUAUUUUGGCCCAUUUUUCCUAGACUUAGUUUAGUUUUUUUCCCCCCCCCC